AUGAACCAGAUUGGCGAAGCUGCGUUCCAGGCUGCUGCUCUGGACCACACCAAGGCCGCCUGGGGCAAGGGGGUUCGUCUUGCUGCCGGUAAUGAUACAGGCCACUUCCCGCAUGGCGAGAAUGUGAGACAACUGGAACUCAUGCAUGGCACCGGUGUGACGCUCCUGGACGUCCUGAGGGCCGCAAUACUAGGCGGAUGGGAGGCUUGUGGUGGAGACUGGGGUGGCAGAAGAUUUGGAUUGCUUAGGGCGGGCUGGGCGGCAGAUUUAUUGGCUAUUCAAAACGAUACGCGGGAAAACACAGGAGCAUUUAGGAAGUUUAGUUUGAUCAUGAAAGAUUGGAGUGCCGUGGAAGAUUUUCGAAUAGUAGAAUAA
Messenger RNA from Pseudomassariella vexata, 375 nucleotides. RefSeq lists its product as uncharacterized. The record is from RefSeq and is a predicted model, not a curated record. Bases 1 to 375 code for a protein of 124 amino acids. The transcript has a single exon. NCBI's taxonomy places the organism in Eukaryota, Fungi, Ascomycota, Sordariomycetes, Amphisphaeriales, Pseudomassariaceae. Gene Ontology annotation, molecular function: hydrolase activity, acting on carbon-nitrogen (but not peptide) bonds.